Molecule: messenger RNA, 1126 nt
Organism: Sarcophilus harrisii (Tasmanian devil)
Lineage: Eukaryota; Metazoa; Chordata; Mammalia; Dasyuromorphia; Dasyuridae
Product: serine/threonine-protein phosphatase 2A catalytic subunit beta isoform-like
Exons: 2
Coding region: 82-1050 (322 amino acids)
Biological process (GO): peptidyl-serine dephosphorylation; mitotic cell cycle
Cellular component (GO): cytosol
Molecular function (GO): protein serine/threonine phosphatase activity
Source: RefSeq, a predicted model, not a curated record
UGUUUUGAGCCUCUCCUCGCGAGGAAGCGCAUCCCGAAGGGGAAAGGGCUCGUUGGGCAAUCGGGCACUCCCAACUCAUCCAUGGCGGAGAGCAAGUUCAUGGAAGAGCUGGACCAAUGGAUAAAACAACUGCAAGAGUGUAAACUCCUCACGGAGAAGCAAGUGCAGACUCUAUGCGAGAAGGCUAAGGAAAUCCUAAUGAAAGAAUCCAACGUUCACGAGGUCUCUUGUCCCGUUACCGUCUGCGGUGACGUCCACGGCCAAUUUCAGGAUCUUUUGAAAAUCUUUACGCUUGGUGGGAAAUUACCAGACAAAAGCUACCUCUUUAUGGGUGACUAUGUUGACAGAGGCUUGAACUCGGUGGAGACUGUGACUUUUCUCAUAUCUUUAAAAGUACACUAUCCAGAGUUCAUUACCCUAUUGAGAGGAAACCACGAGAGUCGAGAUGUUACUCAAGUGUAUGGUUUUUAUGAUGAAUGUCAAAAAAAGUAUGGAAAUGCCAAUGUCUGGAAAUAUUUUACCGACCUAUUCGAUUAUCUCCCCAUUACAGCGUUAGUUGACAGCCAGAUAUUUUGUGUCCAUGGGGGUCUGUCUCCCUCCAUAGAUACCCUGGAUCAUAUAAGAGCUUUGGAUCGCUUUAAAGAAAUCUCCAUGAAUGGACCAAUAUGUGAUCUAUUAUGGUCUGAUCCAGUUGAUGUUGGGGGAUGGGGACCCUCUCCAAGAGGGGCUGGCCACACAUUUGGACCAGAAAUUUCUGAAAUAUUUAACCAGGCCAAUGGUCUUAAACUGAUUUCCCGGGGUCACCAACUUGUCGAGGAGGGUUACUUCUGGUGUCAUAAUGAAAAGGUGGUGACCGUUUUCAGUGCACCCAAUUAUUGUUACCGUUUUGGGAAUCGGGCUGCUAUCAUGGAACUGGAUGAUUCUUUAAAACACACCUUCCUACAAUAUGACCAAGCACCAGGAGGGAAGUGUCCUGAGAUCUCACUCCUACCUUAUUCCUAUAGACAGCCUUGGGGAAAACCAAGGCAACUGUUUUUUGAUGACUGGUGAUAUUUGGAAUGUGGUAAAAUAGCAAUUGAAAAACAGCAAGGAAAAAUUACACUGUUACAAAUGCCAGAGCAUUCGU